Messenger RNA from Osmia lignaria (orchard mason bee), 2442 nucleotides. RefSeq lists its product as uncharacterized. The record is from RefSeq and is a predicted model, not a curated record. NCBI's taxonomy places the organism in Eukaryota, Metazoa, Arthropoda, Insecta, Hymenoptera, Megachilidae.
AUGCCUAAUACACAAGAGUCAACUCAAUUGAAGGUUCUUAGGAAACAACGGGCUUCGAUAAAAGCACAGAUUACGCGUAUAGAGUCCUAUUUGAAUGAGGGAGAACAUUUCGACGUGCAUGAUUUACAAAGUCGUAAGGAAAGGGCAAUAGAGUUAGGCAGAAAAUUCGAAGAAAUUCAGUUGAGUAUAGAAAUAGAAGACGAAGAAUCGGAUCAUAAUGUCGAAAGGGAAAAUUUUGAACGUAACUAUUUCAGAAUAAUGAGCAUCAUUAAUAGACGGAUUGAGGGAUUUCGAGCUCCGCACACAUUGAUAAAUUCCGGUAGAGUCACAGAGUCGCCAAAUACUGUAAUGAUAAGACAAGAGAGCACGCUUCUACCAAAAAUAGAGAUCAAACCAUACGACGGUAAUCCAAUUGAGUGGCAUAGCUUCCACGAUACCUUUAAAACAGUAGUCCAUGAUAAUCAAGACAUACCAUUGGUGCAAAAAUUCCAUUUAUUGAAAAAUGCGUUACGUGGGGAAAUCGCGUCGGUAAUUUCCGCUUUAAAUGCGUCGGAACCCAACUAUCUGGUAGCUUGGGAGUUGUUGCAAAGACGGUGCAAUAAACCGCGACAAAUAGUUCAGUCUCAUUUAAAGAUUUUGUUUGAAUUAACGGAGGUAACGCGUGAUACACCCGCGAAUCUAAGAUCCUUGGCGGAACAAGCACAAAUGCAUGUAGAGGCACUCGCGACAUUAGGUCAACCUACAACACAGUGGGACGCAAUAUUAGUUUAUUUGAUAGGCAAAAAACUAGACAAAAAUACACGGCGCGGAUGGGAACGCACUUUAGAAAUCGACGAGAUGCCAACGUUCGAGCAAUUAUUGAAAUUCAUAAAUAAACAGGCGCGCGGCGAAGAACUCGAAACGGAAGUUCCUACUACAUCUAGGGGAAACGCGGGUCAGGAUCGUUUUCAACGAAGUAGGGUCAGUUCUAAGGGUCACACUUAUGUAGCAAUGGCGAACGUUAAUAAAUGCGUAAUGUGUAAAGACAAUCACGAAAUAUAUCAAUGUAAACAGUUUUUGCAAGCAGCAGUUCGCGACCGGUUAGAUGUUAUAAAAAGAAGCAGAUUAUGUCUCAAUUGCUUUCGAUCCAACCACUUAGUUAAUAAUUGUCACGCUAACGGUUGCAAAAAAUGUAAUCAGAAACACAAUACCUUACUACAUUCCAACAACGAGAACAGAGUAAAUACUAGUAAUAAUACUACACAGGUAGGAAACCAGGCAUCAAAUUCAGGAACGAAUGCGACCGCAUUAACGGUUACAUGCGGUUCUGAAGUAUUACUGGGUACAGCUCGGGUUAAAAUAUUAGACAAAUUCAAUAAUGAGCAUGAUUGUCGUGUGUUAUUAGAUGGAGGGUCACAAACUCAUUUCAUUACAAACGAAUUAGCAGAGAAAUUACAGUUAGAAAAACACAGUGUUAGUUUAACCUUCUCAGGCUUGGGUCAACAAGCGACCAAGGCACAAUACCUAGUAAAAACCGUUGUCAAGGCGCGUCAUAGUUCGUUUUCAAAUCAGGUAUUAUUUAUAACUCUACCCUCUAUUACCGGAUUGUUACCUUCACGACAAGUCGACCGUUCAAACAUGCAAUUGCCGCGAAACAUUCAAUUAGCAGAUCCAGAGUUUCAUAAACCAGGAAAAAUAGAUACCUUAUUAGGGAACACGCUGUUUUUCAAAUUGUUAAGUAUCGGACAGAUUCAAUUAAGCAGUAGGGCGCUGAUUCUACAAAAGACAUUGUUAGGUUGGAUAGUUACUGGCGAAUCAAAUAUACAAACACCAUAUAGAGCACCCACAUUGGUAAAUUCGUUUCACGUAACAACAUCUUUAGACAAAACAUUAAACAAAUUCUGGGAGAUAGAAGAAUUCAUAGAUAAGCAGUAUUUAUCAGCAGAGGAAAGGGCCGCGGAGGAUUUAUUUAAGCAAAGCACCGUACGAGACGUAGAUGGCCGAUAUUGUGUGAAGCUGCCAUUCAAUGAGCAAAAACAGCUCUUAGGUAAUUCGCGAGAAAUAGCACAGAAGAGGUUUUAUGCACUAGAACGCAAAUUGCAUUUAGAUCAAGACUUAAUAGUUAGAUAUAGCGAAUUUUUGAAGGAGUACGAGGAUUUAGGGCACAUGACGCAGGUCAUCGUAAACGAGGUAACCGAGGGUUUCUACGUGCCGCAUCAUGCGGUAGUAAAGGAGUCCAGCGAAACAACAAAGGUACGCGUAGUCUUCGACGCGUCCGCAAAAACGUCUACAGGGAUCUCAUUGAAUGAUACACUAUUAAACGGGCCUAUUUUGCAAGAUACUCUAUAUAAAUUAUUACUUAGAUUUCGUUCUUAUACAUAUGUUUUGACCGCGGAUAUUGAAAAGAUGUUCCGACAAAUUAGAGUGCAUCCUGAUGAUAGGAUUUUGUUGGUAUUGAAAUAA